Pecten maximus is the source of this 824-nucleotide messenger RNA. RefSeq lists its product as uncharacterized. The record is from RefSeq and is a predicted model, not a curated record. The coding region runs from base 191 to 625 and encodes 144 amino acids. Lineage: Eukaryota; Metazoa; Mollusca; Bivalvia; Pectinida; Pectinidae. The transcript is spliced from 4 exons.
ACAGUGCGCUACACUCAAUAGUACAUGCAUAAAGUUUACCAGACGGCAUUACAGCUUAAUCAAAGUAUAAGUACAGCUAGAAUUUUACCAAUGGUCUAGCUAAUCUACCUACUUCCCUGUAUAUCGGAUCACUUAUUAACGUACAUUUGAUUCAUUCACGCCAUACCAGUUGUUUCUGACACUUUAAAUCAUGGCAGAUCAAUUUGUAGGAAACUGGAUCUGUGAAACACCCUAUGGAGAAUUGGAGGGAUUUGACGCUUUCAAUGCGGCACUGGGUACUGAUCCGGCAAUGGUUGAGCAAUAUAAAGGAAUUAAGACCUCAUUCCAGUAUUCUCGGAACGGUGACGUGUGGACAAGUGCCGUUACGAUGAAUGGAAACGUAAUGAAAUCAUAUUCGUUUUCAUUCAACCAGGAAAUGGAACAGGACGGCAUUGAUGGCAAACCUUACCAGUGUUUGAUCAAGAUUGAUGGAGACGUCUGGGUUGAGACAUCAGUGCCAAAAGAUGGAAGCAACAAGGGAAUAACUGCAAGGAGGACUGUCAACGGGGAUAUACUGACAAGUGUAACAACAGUCAACGGUACAAACCCACCCGUCUCGAUAUCGAUUCCAAGAAAACGACAGUAGGACUGUUUCCUUGUAACGAUGACUAUUUAUAUCAUUACGUACAUGUAUAUGCUGUUUUAAAGUAAAAUUAAAUGCAGGAAAGAGACUAUUUAGGAACCAUUCGUCUCUAUGCUUAUCACAUAGAGGGACAGUAUAUAAUAUUAGCUUGAUUGGCGAGUUCAUAUAUUUUCGCUGUACAAAUAAAUACUUGUAAAUUUGA